Salmo salar (Atlantic salmon) is the source of this 2325-nucleotide messenger RNA. Lineage: Eukaryota; Metazoa; Chordata; Actinopteri; Salmoniformes; Salmonidae. The record is from RefSeq and is a predicted model, not a curated record.
UGAAUUACCGUUGAUUCGCGCGAAUUGCUUGUGAACGCACGGUUGCGUGUGCAUGCGAUAUAAUGGGGUUUCAAACAGAGCAACACUUCUUUCUCAGUAUUUUUGCGAACGAACUGUAGCACUAGCAGAGAUUGUCUGGGCGAAUGGCACUUGAUUGGCCAGGGUAGCCCAGUCAUCCUGCUGCUGAUACUUUUUCAUGGUCAUUGCCAGCGGGAGAUUGUUGUUCCAUAUAAGCAAUACAAGAGUUAGGCUACAAUAUAUCAAUGUAGCGGGGGGAAUAAUUUCAACGCCCACAUUGUUGACAUGAAACAAACAUUCUAUGCGGGCGAUAUAAUAUUUUUUAGGCCAGGUCAUUCAUUUGCAGAUGUUCCGAAGGCAUUGAUAAGCUUAGAUCGUUUUAAAACAAUAGAAAAUAUUAGAUAUAAUAAACUACAGCAAUGUAUCUAUGGACAAUAUUAUUUUCUAACUUUCAGGAGUUAAAAAAUGGUGAUGUUGCAGAGAUGAUGCUUUAAAUUGCGCAACAAGUGCAUUCGUUGUUCUAUUCUGUUUUUUUUAUUCUGUUUUUCAAUGAAGAUAACAGUGCUUGGCUGCGUGACAGUUAGACUAUAACAGGGUUGCUUUGCAUUAGGUUCCAUGGCAUGAGGCUACAUCCCUAACUUGAUGGCUUUGCCAAAAAAUAGGCGUUUUUUUCCAAGUGAUGCGGCCCCUCCUAAAUCUAACCAGGCUGGCCACAACAGUGCUAUUGAUCUGUCUGGGCUCUAGUCUGAUUAAUCUUUUUUGCAGCCUUGGCUUCUGUAACAAGUGAGCAUUCAUUACGAUGCGUUUAUAAUUGUUACUGCCUCGCAGCUGCCUCCGCCGUCCACUGGGACCGGGGCAAGGUCGGUGUUUUUUGCCAAAUAGUGCGCUACGGUCCGUGAGUUGAUGAAUGGCGGUCCGUGCCCGGAAUACGCAAGCGCAGUAGGUACUUCGGAUUUUGCAUUCCUGACAAAUAUUCGUCCUAAUUGUCGCCUUGGCUCAUCCGUUUCGGAGCAGGUGGCAAGGAAAAAACUAUUGACGUAAUUAAGGAGCCAGUGACCUACACUGACACGAGCCACAAUGCCACUGAGAUCCACGGAACCAUAGGGUCCAACCUCAACUCCGGCCCCCUGACCUCUGCUCUGAGAAGCUACCUCACCACCCUCCACACCUAUAGAUGGUUCUAGAAGAAGCCCUUCCACUGAGCAGCGUUUCUCCCAGACGGCAGGCGAUGCAUUCCACCUAGACUCCCCCCCUCUUUCCCCGACCAAUCCGAGGCAGCCAUGAACCCCGAGGAGGUGGAGCAUGGCCAGGAGCUGAUCGAGCACAUAGAAGCCGACCUGCCCCCUCCUCAACGCCGUCGCCACGACAACCACAUCGCCACCAACAACGGUCGACCCCGGCAGCCUAGCAACCACAGUAGUGAGAACAACAACCACGCUGCUCCCCGCUACAGGAGAUAUAAUGAGGCUCCUGGUGCAGGUGGCAGCAGGGUCAGAGGGGCCCCACAACGCAGGUCAACAGAGGAGCCAGAGGCGGAACUGCACUUGGGGGCCCAGUCCCCUCCCCAACCCCAGCAGCAGCAGCAGGCCCAGGGUCAGUCACAGCCCAUCCUGCGUCCUGCAGUGACACGUUACCGCAGACAGGGGGACAGCGAGGCCAGGCUCAGAGCACAGCAGCAGAGACACAUACAGAGACAGCAGAGAGAGGCUGAGAGGGUACACCAACAACAACAACAAACUCUGCCAGCCCCACAGCCUGUUCACUCUCUACCCCCAGAACGAGAAGAGCCGGAGGAGGAUGAGGAGGAGAGAGGGAGGUAUAGAGAGAGGGAGACAGAGGGGGAUAACUCUGCGUUAGCCCGUUCGGCCAGCACGGAGAGCGCUUUCCACACACACACAGACCGGGCGGAGGGCGACUGCGUCAUGGCCCUAGAUCUUGAGGCAGAGGACGAGGGCGGUACUUACGAGGUGAUGCUUCGCCCAGAGGCGGAGGGAUACACAGAGAGCGCUGAGUCAGAGCAGCACCAUCCCCACCCUCAGCCCAACCUGAACCUCAACUACCCCCCUCAGCCCCCUCCCUUACCCCGGGAACCCCUACCAGACGUUGGGAGACCCUCCAGUCAGGAGGAGGCAGAGGAAACCCUGAACCCUGGGUGUGGUUACUCUAACUACGUCUACACCCAUCCUCUAAACCUCCAUGGGGGAGGGGCCAGGGUGCCGGGGGGGGGCGGGACAGCAUUGUCGAGGAAGGGAUGGAGCCUAAAGACGAGGCAUAUUCUGAAGCCUACCACUACUCCCUGACAGAACA